This is a messenger RNA of Eucalyptus grandis, 2254 nucleotides long. RefSeq names its product cytochrome P450 94B3. The record is from RefSeq and is a predicted model, not a curated record. Gene Ontology annotation, molecular function: iron ion binding; heme binding; oxidoreductase activity, acting on paired donors, with incorporation or reduction of molecular oxygen. NCBI's taxonomy places the organism in Eukaryota, Viridiplantae, Streptophyta, Magnoliopsida, Myrtales, Myrtaceae. The coding region runs from base 42 to 1583 and encodes 513 amino acids. The transcript has a single exon.
CCACAGUUAUUCGUUUCAUAUUCAAGCACAUGCUUUGAAACAUGGAACCAGAAACACUUCAGCCAUUCCCCCACUUCCUCUUCCUUGCCCUCUUCUUCCUCCUCCUCCUCUUCCAAUGGCUCGCUGGCGAUCUCCGGCGAGCCGCCAAGGUUCCCGGCGGCCCCCCGAGCUACCCCGUCAUCGGGUGCUUGGUCUCCUUCUACCGGAACCGCCGCCGCCUCCUGGAAUGGUACACGGAGCUCCUCGCCCGGUCGCCGACGCACACCAUCGUCGUGCGGCGGCUCGGCGCCCGCCGCACCAUCGUGACGGCGAGCCCCGCGAACGUCGAGCACAUCCUCCGGACGAACUUCCACAACUUCCCCAAGGGCAGGCCGUUCACGGAGAUCCUCGGCGACUUCCUCGGCUGCGGCAUCUUCAACGUCGACGGCGAGCUGUGGCGGAGCCAGCGGAAGCUCGCGAGUCACGAGUUCAGCGUCAGGUCGCUGAGGGAGUAUACGGCGACGACUCUGAAGGAUGUGGUUGAUGGCCGGCUAAUGCCGGUCCUCGAGUCGCUGUCGGCGGAGAGGAGGACGGUCGACCUGCAGGAGCUGCUGAAGCGGCUCGCGUUCGACAUGAUUUGCAGAGUCUCGCUCGGGACCGAGGUUUGCUCUCUUGAACCUUCCCUGCCCGACUCUCCGCUCGCUAGAGCGUACGACGUUUCGUGUGCGAUCUGCGCGCGCCGCGGAGCCGCGCCUGUAUCAGCGAUUUGGAGGAUCAAGAGGUGGCUCGGAGUCGGAUCGGAGCGCGAGCUGAAGCAGGCAGUCGACGAGGUUCACUCGAGCAUUGCUCGGUUGAUUCGAGAUCGAGCGGAACGAAUCGUCGAAACGGGGGAUCGCAGCGCGGGCAGUCAAUCGGAUCUCUUGUCGCGCCUAGCGUCAGCGGGCUACGGCGAGGAGUUGAUCCGAGACAUGGUGAUCAGCUUCAUAAUGGCCGGGCGAGACACGACCUCGGCGGCGAUGACGUGGCUCUUCUGGAUGCUCUCGCGGAGCCAGGAGGUGGAGCGGGAGCUGAUCGGAGAAGUCGACGGCGCCGCGGGGGAGCUGGACUACGACUCCCUGAAGGAGCUCAAGUUCCUGAGCGGGUGCCUGUGCGAGGUGAUGAGGCUGUACCCGCCGGUCGCGUGGGACUCGAAGCACGCCGUCGGCGACGACGUCUUGCCGGACGGGACUCCGGUCCGAGCCGGGGACAGGGUGACGUACUUCCCCUACGGGAUGGGGAGGAUGGAGUCGAUCUGGGGGAGGGAUCGGCUGGAGUUCAAGCCGGGCCGGUGGUUCGAGGGACCGGAAGGGAAGCCCCGAGGGGAGCUGAAGAAGGUGUGUCCGUACAAGUUCCCGGUCUUCCAGGCCGGCCCGAGGGACUGCAUCGGGAAGGAGAUGGCGUUUUUGCAGAUGAAGUACGUGGUGGCCUCGGUGCUGCGCCGGUUCGAGAUCAGGCCGGUCGAGAGGGACGACGACGGGGUCUUCGUGCCCCUCUUGACGGCCCACAUGGCCGGCGGGUUACCGGUUCAGAUCCGCAAGCGAGAGCGCCCGCCUGCGAGCCAAUGAGCCCGAGAACGUGUGAUCUUCCGGGGGGGGCGACUCGAGAAUGGCGUCAAUUUUUUCUGUUGUAAAUAUCAGGGAAGAAAGAAAGGGACCGAUUGCGGUGAUCAAGAUCGCUUUUUUUGGGCACUUUUUCCUGAUGUUUUGGCCAAAAGUUAGGUUUUGCCCAUCACGGCUCAAAACGAUGAUGAUUAAUAAUAAAGAAGGGGCGCUGAACAAUGGCGAAUGUGAUCCAGAUGACACGAAACGAAUGCGGGAGACAUUCGGAAUCCUAUGCGAUCUUUCAAACUUUUGUCCGAAUUUGUUCGAAUCGCUAUGCAGCACGUGAAAGAUUUUUGCAGUUCAAGGCCCGAGUUUGUUCGUUUGAAGCAACGUCUUUCGUGGAUGGCCCGAAAGAGAAGCAACGUUUCAAUUGGCUCGUUCCUUGCAUCAUUUCUAUCGUCCACGUUUUGAUCUUUUAACCGACCAAGCAAAAGCCUGUGUAAACAGAUUUGAGAGCACGCAUCCACCUAAGAUGUCGGGGAAACCAUGUCCGACUAUUGUUUGUUUCGUACUUCUUGUUGUGUAUUUCAAUAAGAUUAGUAAGUCUUGAAAUAUUGAAAGCCAUCAUUUUUGUCGCGGUUUUGUAGUGAUUUUGCAUCGUUUUGUAACAGUCCUGGCUGCGACAAUUUGCAACG